This is a messenger RNA of Bursaphelenchus xylophilus (pine wood nematode), 1599 nucleotides long. Lineage: Eukaryota; Metazoa; Nematoda; Chromadorea; Rhabditida; Aphelenchoididae. The record is from the annotation of a GenBank genome assembly.
AUGCUCUUUUAUUUUCCGAACUUUCUACUGUUGUGGAGUGUAAAAGCCGAUGAUUGUACUGUGGAAAAAUUUCAAGCACCAUAUGACGAUGUCAACGUGUCGUUCAGUCCCUUGUAAGUUUUUCGGUGCUAGGAAACUAGAUUUGUCACCGUUUGAUAAGGUCUUUAGAUGGCUGGAAAAGUAUAGUGUGUUCCAUGUUUGUGGCCCGAUUUGAAUUAGUCGUAACUUUUUUAAUUUUUGGCCAAAUUUUAAGGUUCUUUUUCCCCAAAAUCCUCAGAAUCUCCUUUUUAAUAAUACCAUUUUUCCAGAACAAUGACCGCUGCCGCCGGCUACAGCUCGCUUACCCUGGCAGUUGAGGACGAGACACAGAAAGGAGUGCUGAAUGUGGGAGCAUCCAACAACACGUAAGUUUUGAAUAAAAAAAUAGCCCUGACCCACUGUUUUCCAGCCUCACAAUUCACGCCGGCCCUUGCACUGCCAUAAUUGAGGUCGUAAUCGUCCAUGAUGGCCAUAAACACAUUACUCUGGUUAACACCAAUUACAAGCCCAUCUACUUUAAUGAUCCAACGUUUAAUAUAGAAUUCCACGACGAGCGCAUCAACAUCAACAAAUAUGGACAGAGAAACUGGGACGUUCCUUGUGAUAAAGUGUUUUUGACUUCGAGAUCGGAUUCUGGAAAUGCUUUUGUCAAAACAUUGUUAUUGGAGCUGAUUGCGGAAGAGCGGGAUGAGAAUGUGACCAUGAGCUUCGUAUGUGAUUUUUAUAAUAUAAGUGGAUUUUUAAAUAAAUUUUUGGGGCUAAAAAUGGGAUUUGAAAUUUUUACGGACUGCACGGUGCAAAAUUGUAGGCUUUUUUUCACUAUAAAACUGCACAGUGCAGAACUGUAGGCUUUUUUCCAUUACGCAACUGCACAGUGCAAAACUGUAGGCUUUUUUCCACUAUGAAACUGCACAGUGUCAAAAAAUUCGGAUUUUGGAAGCUUAAUUCCGGUUUCUUUCAGGAAGAUGCCCAUAGCUUGAACAGUUACCAAAUAAUGGAGGAUUGCGGGUGGGAGUGGACCGAUAUUUUUGAGCAAUUUGCAAGUCCCUAUUUCGAAGUUUCCCUUGCCGCAUUUGGCACGUUGAUUGGUCUGAUUGUGGGCGGAGCCAUAAUGACGGGAGUCUACUUCUGGAGAAUGAAAGUCAUCAGGGCCAAGGUGGUGCAAAUCAUGCACAUGGAGGUGAGGAAUUUGCGGAUUCUGGGAUUUGCGGAUAGUAAGAUAGAAAGGGCGAAUAGUAAGAGUGCCCCAGCAGAGGCACCUUCCUUAUGGGAUAAUAAUUUCUUUUUUAAUUCCAGGUAGAAUGCACUCUUCGGCCGUUGCAACAGAAUGACAUCUCCGAAAGAAGUCGGGCCGAAUUUGACAGGGAAACUGAAGAGAUGAGAAUCGCUUUGAAGAAGGCUAGAGCUAGUCUGGGCUUUCCACUGGCCGAAGAAAAUCAAACUUUGUCGGCUCCGAAUGCUUCUGCCGUAACUACCGUAACCAGCAACACUUCUGCGGUGACAAACCUAACCGCAAAUACCACUGCCGCAACCACCGUAACUAACCUUACCGAUAAGUAG